Messenger RNA from Oppiella nova, 1191 nucleotides. The record is from the annotation of a GenBank genome assembly. Lineage: Eukaryota; Metazoa; Arthropoda; Arachnida; Sarcoptiformes; Oppiidae.
GACGCGCCCCUCAUGAACGUACCCGGGCGUACACACGCCGUCGAGAUAUUCUACACCCCGGAGCCCGAGAAGGACUACUUGGAGGCCGCCAUUCGCACCGUUAUUCAGAUUCAUAUGUGCGAAGAAGGAGAGGGAGAUGUGCUACUGUUCCUCACCGGCCAAGAGGAAAUCGAGGAGUCGUGCAAACGAAUCAAACGCGAAGUCGACAAUUUGGGUCCAGAUGUCGGUGAUCUCAAGUGUAUACCCCUGUACUCGACACUCCCGCCUAACCUCCAGCAGCGUAUCUUCGAGGCGGCGCCGGCUACCAAAGCGAACGGCGCCGUCGGUCGCAAAGUAGUGGUGUCGACGAACAUCGCAGAGACCUCACUGACCAUCGAUGGCGUGGUGUUUGUCAUCGAUCCGGGUUUUGCUAAGCAGAAGGUCUAUAACCCGCGCAUUCGCGUCGAGUCGCUGUUGGUGUCGCCCAUAAGUAAGGCGUCGGCCCAACAGCGCGCCGGGAGGGCCGGGCGUACGCGUCCCGGGAAAUGCUUCCGGUUGUACACCGAAAAGGCCUAUAAGACCGAAAUGCAAGAGAACACGUAUCCGGAGAUAUUGCGCUCCAAUCUGGGAAUGGUUGUCCUCCAGCUCAAGAAGUUGGGUAUCCACGACCUUGUUCACUUUGAUUUCAUGGACCCGCCCGCACCGGAGACACUGAUGCGAGCGCUGGAACUGUUGAACUACUUGAACGCGUUGGACGACGACGGAGAGAUGACAGACUUGGGCUCUAUUAUGGCGGAGUUCCCAUUGGAUCCGCAGUUGUCGAAGAUGUUGACGGCGUCGUGCGAUUACAACUGUUCUAAUGAGAUACUGUCCAUCGCGGCCAUGCUCUCAGUUCCCCAAUGCUUUGUGAGACCCAAUGAGCAGAAGAAGGCGGCGGACGACGCGAAGAUGCGGUUUGCGCACAUCGACGGCGACCACUUGACUCUAUUGAAUGUUUAUCACGCUUUCAAACAGAACCACGACGACCCGAACUGGUGUUACGAGAACUUCAUUAACUUCCGGUCCCUCAAGAGUGCGGAUGACGUGAGGCAGCAGUUGUCGCGAAUUAUGGAUAGAUUUAAUCUGAAGAGAGUGUCGACAGACUUCACGUCCAGAGAAUACUAUAUAAAUAUACGAAAAGCGCUGAUUUCCGGCUAUUUUAUGCAAGUAUGA